Molecule: messenger RNA, 2019 nt
Organism: Recurvomyces mirabilis
Lineage: Eukaryota; Fungi; Ascomycota; Dothideomycetes; Mycosphaerellales; Teratosphaeriaceae
Gene: sif3
Product: Sad1-interacting factor 3
Exons: 2
Coding region: 1-2019 (672 amino acids)
Source: RefSeq, a predicted model, not a curated record
AUGUCCAUAGCCGGCCCACGAGGCGGCCCUCCACCACCAAAGCGCAACCCAGCGAUCCUCGUGACAGAUACACGGGAACGCGAACAGAAGCCUUCCACAGCGACCGCGGCUUCCUCCCGACCGACGCCGCAACGACAAGGCACACGUAUAAUCUCGGUGGAUAAUGUAUUACAAUACGCAUCCGAGAUCCCCUCGGCGCAGCGACGCGGCCCACCCGGUGUCAGACCUGCAAACCACACGCGGACACCCUCGGGCCGACAUCCGCUCGAGCCGAAACUGAGGGGUGUCGGUGUCCCAUUGGGAGGCGGACUGGGAGCGGGUGUGCAUGCCCCGGUACGGAGUAGUAAGAUCAGUGAACGGCUUGUUUUGCUUCCCGAGACGAAUGAGGAAGGUGGGACGGGGGAGAAGGAUGGGUUUGAGGAGGAUGAGGAGGGGGAGGAUGCACCACCUGACGACGAGGCCUUGGCUAGACGAAGAAGUGGGGGUGCGGCGGGUGGGAAGACGGAUGCUGAACGCUUACCCAAAAGCCAAAGGACUGCUGAGGCCCAGCUAGCGAGGGUGACGGCAUAUUGCACCGCGCAGAGUUAUCGGCUGAGAAGUACGGCGCAGUUUGUGAGGGAGCAGCACGCAGCGCGGACGAAGAUCUACGAGGAUUGUUUGUAUUGUGUUUAUCAACUUCCAUUACUAGGGGGUAGUGAGGGUUUCCGGGUGAGGUCUAGUCCUGUGGUGAAGAAUCCGGGGGGGAGGAGUGUGUUGGAUGAGCAGAUUGAGGCGAAUGAGAGGAGGAAUUUCCGGGAGGGGUGGGAGGGCGAUAGUGUGGAGUUUUCUGUUAGGGGGGAUGGUGGGGGAAGGGAGGGUUUUGGUGGGCAUGGCGAUGGGGAUGAUGGGCAUGGGAGUCGACCGGACAUGGGUGAGAGGGGUGAUUCGGGGGAGGUUGGUCUAGGUGAAGAAGAAGGGGAUGGAAGGCAGGAAAUGGACGAGGGGUGGAGAAAUGGAAGUACUGAUGCUGGGGAGGGGCACGAAGGUGGCAAUGGUGGGCAUUCUGACCACAACGACGAGUCGUCUUUGGCUACCACCCUCAGCCUCCCUUCCCCGCAACCCUCGAUCUCACCGGACGCGCACACAGUAGCCGAACUCUUCAUCUUCUCCUACGGCGUCGCCGUCCUCUGGAACUUCACCCCGAACCAGGAAAAAGACCUCCUAGCCGACCUGACCUUCUCCUCCACCAACUCACCAACAACAACGAACCCUACCUCCCAACAAAAAGAAAGCAGCAGCAGCAGCAGCAACAACAACAACAACCCCAGCAAAUCCCCUCGUCCAUCUCCCGCCACCAUCCUCCCCCUCAUGACCCGCCCCUUGGACGAAGACGACUUCGAAACGGAAGCCUUCCACUUCCAAUACUCGCCCCACGCCCCGAAACCCCGCAUCUACAACGACAUGAUCACGCUGCGGACAUCGGACCAUAUGAUUAAGCUGGCUAUGUCGCACGCCAUCGGCCAGAGCACCAAACUCUCUUUCUUCGAGGAAAGGAUGCAGCGGACGAUGAGUGAGGCGCAGUAUGUACCCCGCCGAUUGGCGCUGGAGGGGAGAUUGGGCAUGAAUCGGAAGGAGGUGGUGGCGUUGGUGGGGCGGUUGUUUGAGGGCCGGGUGGAUGUGAAUUUAUCCUCGAAUAUGCUCGACACCCCCAACUUCUUCUGGGACUCCGAACCCACCCUCCACCCCCUCUACCAAGCCGUGCGCGAAUACCUCGAGAUCAAACCCCGGAUCCAAGUCCUCAACGAACGGUGCAGGGUGUUUUUGGAUCUGGCGGAGAUUUUGAGCGAUAGUAUUAAUGAUGUGAAGAUGACGCGGAUCACGUGGAUUAUUAUCGUGUUGAUUGUGUUGAGCAUUUUGGUGACGUGUACGGAGGUGUUUUUGCGGUUUGCGAUUUUGGCCAAGGGGAAGGGGGAGAAGGGGGUUGGGGGGGCGGCGGUGUUUAGUCCGGUUGCUGUCGUCGGGGGUGGUAGGGAUUUGUGA